Messenger RNA from Elgaria multicarinata webbii, 2078 nucleotides. It is a transcript of the gene SLC22A31, whose product is annotated as solute carrier family 22 member 31. Gene Ontology annotation, cellular component: membrane. The coding region runs from base 1 to 1806 and encodes 601 amino acids. NCBI's taxonomy places the organism in Eukaryota, Metazoa, Chordata, Lepidosauria, Squamata, Anguidae. The transcript has 9 exons. Gene Ontology annotation, molecular function: transmembrane transporter activity. The record is from RefSeq and is a predicted model, not a curated record. Gene Ontology annotation, biological process: transmembrane transport.
AUGGACUUCGACGGGCGGCUGCUGCGGGCGGCGGGCGGCUGGGGCCGGCGCGCGCGGCUGCUGGCCGCCGCCUCGUGGCUGCCCAACGUGCCGCUGGCGCUGGGGCUGGCCGCGGGGCUGCUGCUGGCCGCCACGCCGCCGCACCGCUGCCGCCCGGACCCGGCGCUGCUGCCGCCCGCGCUGCGCAACGCCUCCGGCCCGCAGCUGCUCGACGUGUCGGCGCCGCCCGGCAGCGCCUGCCUGCUGUACCGCUACCCGCCGCCCGGGGGCGCCCUCGGGCCGCCGCCCAACCGCACCGGGCCCUGCACCCGCGGCUGGCAGUACGCGCUGCCCGAGGCCGGCCUCCGCACCACCGUCGUCACCCAGUGGGACCUGGUGUGCUCCAAGCAGUGGCUGGUGCCGCUGGAACAAACCACCUACCUGCUGGGAUGGUUCCUCGGUUACCUGGGCUUUGGUUCGGCCUGCGACAGGUUUGGCCGCCGGACCACUUUCAUCAUCUCUUUGACGCUCUCUGUCCCGCUGGGUGUUGCGGUGGGGCUGGCCGUGAAUUAUGUGAUGCUUGUUCUCACACGGAUGCUCUUUGGGAUGAUGCUGGCUGGAACUUUCAUCUCCCUCUACGUCGCAAGGCUGGAAUUGUGUGAUCCUCCCCACCGGCUGGUGGUCACCAUGAGCGCUGGGUUCUUCUGGGUGGCCGGAGAGGUGCUCUUGCCGGGGCUGGCCGCGGCAUGCAAGGAGUGGCGGCUCCUCCAGGGGGCGAUCACGCUGGGGCUGGCUCUGCUGGCUGCCUGCUGGUGGUGCCCGCCCCUGUUCCCUGAAUCGGCCCGCUGGCUCUUGGCCACUCAGCAGCUGGAGAGAGGUCGAAGGGCUUUGCGGGACUUAGCCGAAGGCAAUGGAGUCCGCUUGGAGGAAGACUUCUAUACCCAGGAGCACCUGUUCGCACAGCAGGGAGACCUGUUGGACGGGCCGCUCCGGCCACGAUUCCACGGCAUCUUCCAGGUGUUGAACACCCGCGUCGUGUGGAAGAACAGCCUUAUCCUCGGUUUCACGGCGUUGAUUGGGAGUGGGAUCCGCCACUGCUUCACCCGCAACCUGACUCCCUUCGCGCCCCAGUUCUACUUCCCCUACUUCCUGCUGGCGGUGAGCGAAGCGCUGGCUGUCCUCUUCCUGUGCCUGACCGUGGACCGCUUUGGACGCCGGGCGGUCCUCCUGCUCAGCACCAUCCUGACGGGCGUUUCCUCGCUGCUCCUGCUGGCCCUGACCCCGUACCUGAUGGCCUGGCUGGUCCUAGCAUUCUCCGUCCUGGGCAUUCUGGCGUCACAAGCGGUCACUGCCCUCAGUGUCUUGUUUGCCAGCGAGGUGCUGCCCACCGUGGUCAGGGGUUCUGGGCUGGGCCUGAUCCUGGCCGCCCGGUCGGUGGGCCAGGCCGCCGCCCCCCUCAUGGACCUCCACCACAGCCGCGGCUUCUUCCUCCACCAUGUGGUCUUCGCCUCCUUCGCCAUCCUGUCGGUGCUCAGCAUCAUGCUGCUCCCCGAGACCAGCAACAAGCCCCUGCCCGAGUCACUGCAGGAUGGGGAGAACCAGCGCCGGCCUCCGCUCUUCCGCCGCUCCGCGCGCUCGUGCCGCAGGGACCACCUGCCGCUGCUCUCUACUCGCCCCGGGGCCAGCCCCUAUGACCCCGACAGCUACGCCCGCCUCGUCACGGCCACCAAGAAGAUGCUGGCCAGCCGGCACGGAUCGGACGCUCAGCAAGCCCGGCCGCUGCUGCUGGAGCCCCCGCGGGAUGGCUGCACUCCGGAGGAGACGUAGGGGUGUUGUCCCCGGGCCUGGCCGUGCGGCCGGAGGGGUGGGGCUGGAGGCAGGACUGCUCCAGCCCCCAACGAAGCCCCUUCAGAAGGAGCUCUCGCCCCCAAAGCCUGCGGGAAUCGUGUUCCCAUCAAGCGGGGCAAAAGGGCGGGGCACGGGGCAGCCUGGACGGAGCCGCCCGUCUGCCACAGAAGAGGCUCGGCCCCCGGCCCCUUGGCUCACCUGCAGGGAUGGCAACCCACCUGCGGCCUUUUGUGCCGGCCUCACCUGGCCAG